AUGCAUCGUGCGCAGAACGUUCAAUCCCACGUGGGCACAUAUGCCCCAGACAUUUUAGUGGUCGGCUCUUGUUUUCUGGACUAUUUCGGCUAUGUGGAUCACAUGCCACAGGUUGGCGAGACGAUGCACUCGGAGUCGUUCCAGAAGGGGUUUGGCGGGAAGGGCGCCAACCAAGCCGUGGCGGCUGGCCGCCUAGGGGCCAAGGUCGCCAUGGUGAGCAUGGUAGGGACAGACGGCGACGGCAGUGACUACAUCAAGGAACUGGAGAAGAACGGUGUUGACACGGCCUACAUGCUUCGUACCGGCAAGAGCUCCACUGGACUGGCGAUGAUUCUGGUCGAUAUCAAGUCGUCCAACAACGAAAUAGUCAUUUGUCCUAACGCCACAAACUACUUCACGCCCGAGUUGCUGCGCGCACAGACGAACAACUACGAGAAUAUCAUGCACCCGGGCCUCAAGUACCUUAUUUGCCAGAACGAAGUCCCUCUUGCCACCACGCUGGACACAAUUAAGGAGGCGCACAGGCGUGGUGUGUACACGGUGUUCAACACCGCUCCGGCCCCGAAGCCGGAUGAGGUGAGGAAGAUCAAGCCGUUUCUUUCGUACGUGUCGCUCUUCUGCCCGAACGAAGUGGAGGCGGCACUCAUCACCGGCGUGAAGGUGACGGAUUCAGCGUCCGCCUUUCGUGCCAUCAAGGCGCUGCAGCAGCUCGGCGUUCGCGAUGUCGUCAUCACACUCGGCGCGGCCGGCUUUGCUCUUUCUGAAAACGGCACCGCCCCAGUGCACGUCGCGGGCAAGCGAGUUAAGGCGGUGGACACAACUGGCGCCGGCGACUGCUUUGUCGGCUCCAUGGUGUAUUUCAUGAGCCGCGGUCGCAACCUUCUAGAGGCCUGCAGGCGCGCCAACGAGUGCGCUGCCAUCAGCGUCACGCGUAGGGGAACACAGCUGUCCUACCCGCAUCCCAGUGAGCUGCCAGCUGGCGUCAUGUAG
Messenger RNA from Leishmania braziliensis MHOM/BR/75/M2904, 990 nucleotides. RefSeq names its product putative ribokinase. The coding region runs from base 1 to 990 and encodes 329 amino acids. Gene Ontology annotation, biological process: D-ribose metabolic process. Lineage: Eukaryota; Euglenozoa; Kinetoplastea; Trypanosomatida; Trypanosomatidae. The record is from RefSeq and is a predicted model, not a curated record. Gene Ontology annotation, molecular function: ribokinase activity. The transcript has a single exon.